AUGAGAUUUGAGGAUCUCUUAGAAGAGCUUGAUGGCUUUGGAAGGUUCCAGAAGAUGAUGGUGUUCCUCGGUUUUAUUGGUCGAUUCACGGUCCCAUGUCACUUCCUGUUAAACGUCUAUAUCAGUGCUAUCCCUGAACAUCACUGCGACCUUGGCUCUGUGGAUGGGAAUCUAACACAGGAGCAGAGGAUGACCAUCAGCAUUCCCAAACAGGAAGAUGGGACCUUCAGUUCCUGCCACAUGUUCUCAGAACCACAGUUCCAGCUUUUAGAUGAAGAGUCAAACUUCACAGAAGUUUCAGUUGUUGAAUGUCCAAUUGGAUGGACAUAUGAUAACAGCACGUUCAUCAGCACUUUAGCGACAGAGUGGGAUCUGGUGUGUGAGAACAGAGGGAUAAAUAAAGCCAUGGCCACCAUCUUCUUGGUCGGAGUGAUGUUAGGAGCAGCUAUAUUUGGCCAUUUGAGUGACAGAUAUGGCCGUAAGCCCAUGCUGCUGGUGUCGUAUGUGUUUGCAUUGUGCUUUGGGAUGGCAAGCGUGUUCUCCUCCUCCAUGAUCAUGUUUGCAGUGUUGAGGUUCUUCACUGGCCUGAGCAUCACUGGCCUCAUCACCAUCACCAGCGUGCUCAAUAUGGAGUGGGUGAAUAUAGAGAAAAGGAGGUUGGUGGGUUUAAUUGACAGUUUAAGCUGGACAUUCGGUUUCAUGGGACUUCCUGUCAUUGCGUACAGAGUGAGAGAUUGGAGAUGGCUGACCAUGACGGUCACUUUACCUCUCAUUGUGCCAAUAAUCAGCUGGAGGUGGGUUCCAGAGUCAGCUCGGUGGCUAAUCACUAAGGGUGACGUGGAGAAAGCUGAGUAUUACUUACAGAUAUGUUCUGUGAUGAACAAGAGAACAAGAUCCAACUCCAUCCUGAAACCAGAGGUUCUGUCCUCGAUCAUGUCAGGGGAAGGAAACAGGACGUACUCCUAUCUGGACCUGAUGAGGACCCCCAAAAUGAGGAGACUGGCUCUGAUGACUGGAAUGUGCUGGUGCAGUGCGGCUACCACUUUCUAUGGCAUCAGCUUUAACAUCCAAUACUUUGGUCUGAAUCUGUACCUGAGCCAGUUCCUGUAUUCUGUUGUGGAGAUUCCUGCAAAAUUCCUUACCUAUAUGUUGAUCGACCGGAUUGGACGGCAUCCCACUGAGAUGGGCAGUUUCCUGCUAUGCAGCUGCACACUCAUCAUUAAUGUCCUUACACCAAAAGAUCAGUGGAUUGUGCACUCAGUGUUUAGAGUGCUUGGUAAAGGUUUCAUCUCCGUUGCCUUUUCAACACUCAUCUUGUACUCCUCUGAACUUCACCCCACUGUCGUCAGACAGAAUGCGAUGGGCUAUAAUUCCUUUAUGGGGCGACUGGGCAUGGCUUUAGCUCCACUGAUCCUCCUACUGGAUGAUGUGUGGACUCACCUGUCACAGAUGAUUCUGUGCAUCAUUACACUGAUUGCAGGUGUGGUGGUGAGCCAGUUACCUGAAACGAAGGGCAGGUGUCUCCCUGAGACUAUAGAAGACAUCGAGGGGACAAGGCAAUGUCAUGUUGCAGUUCCUCUCCAGGAGAAAGGAGAGCAAGUGCAAGAAAAUGGACGUGAAGAACAAUAAGUUUUUCAUCUCAUCUCAUUAUCUGUAGCCGCUUUAU
This is a messenger RNA of Neoarius graeffei (lesser salmon catfish), 1666 nucleotides long. Its product is annotated as solute carrier family 22 member 7-like. Gene Ontology annotation, molecular function: transmembrane transporter activity. The record is from RefSeq and is a predicted model, not a curated record. The transcript has 10 exons. Gene Ontology annotation, cellular component: membrane. Gene Ontology annotation, biological process: transmembrane transport. Lineage: Eukaryota; Metazoa; Chordata; Actinopteri; Siluriformes; Ariidae. Bases 1 to 1629 code for a protein of 542 amino acids.